Molecule: messenger RNA, 1059 nt
Organism: Protopolystoma xenopodis
Lineage: Eukaryota; Metazoa; Platyhelminthes; Monogenea; Polystomatidea; Polystomatidae
Source: the annotation of a GenBank genome assembly
AUGACAGCCACAACAUCAGUUCAGCUUUACGCCAACAUCCUCACCAAUGGUAUCAAUUCCAGCCUUCCUCUCCAAUCUGGCCAAUCAUCCGGCUUUCUUACUGGACUUGGGCAAACUAUGAGUCCAGCUCAAGCUAAUUAUUUCCUUUCCUGCCAAUCCAGCUAUGGUGGAUCCUCCGGCAACUUAAUUUCUCCAAAUCUAGCCAAUUCCGGGCAAAUGAUGUUGCCACUGCAGUCAGUGCCUACUACGACAUCACAGCAACACCAUACAUCUGUGCUAUCACAAUCUGCUAAUGCUGUACAAACAGAAUUACUCUCUCCGCACCAAAACAAUCAACCACAGCUUUCUUAUUCCCAGCAUCACCAAACACAAACAGUUCAGGAACAACAUGCUACGUCAAAUAGUCACCAGCAUAUGCAUCAAGCGAUCUCUGGGAUUUACGCUACACUUGCACAUGCUCCAGCAGAACCAGGAGCUUCCACCACAGGAGGUGAGAUACCAGAAGUCUUAACUACAACGGGUUUGAUGCCGACUGGUUCUGCAAUGACCAUAUCAACGCCACUAGCAACGCAACUCGGGCAGCUAACAAAUUUCGUUCCUUUCAGCCUUACUCCAGUAAGUGCUGCUUCCCAAACAGGGUCUCAAUACGCUGCUCGUUUUCCGACAAAUCUCGAAGAGCAACAUUCCAUAGCCGCAAAUCAAAGCCCUCAAAAAAAAAACAUGGAUGGGCAGACGCAGAAUCUUCAUUCACUCCAACAGGCACAGCAGCGAUCGCCGCAGCAAUCAGUUCAUCAGCAGCAGUUAGGGAAUCCUCAGUCAAAUUCAUUUUCUCUAGACGCCUACGGAAACUGCAAAAUUGCUCUCCGGGCUCCAGCCAGUACCUGCGCAAAUGGCUUCAGUUCAGCCAGUCUGCAAUGCAUCACAGGACAAUUGCCAAACGGUGAGUUGAAAAUUCCAGGAAAUACUUCUUUCGUAACUCGAUUUAGCCUUAAAAUUAAUGAUAAAAUAAUAUAUGUGCCAUUUCGCUCAGAUUAUAAUGACAAGUGGAAUAAAACAUAA